UACAACAGAAAAAUCAACGACAACUGUUAAAGAAAUCACCACAGAGACAACUCGGACAUCAGAACAAACAACAACUGAAUUUUCUGCAUCAGAUUACACGACUCCAAAUGAUAAACUAACAACAACUUUUAACCCUACGCAAACAGAAGAAUUAAGUACUAUAGAGUUCCAAACUUCAACUAAGGAUCCCGAAACAACCACAGAAAAUGUUUCAACAACAACAAGGCCAAGUGACUCAACAACAAUAAACCAUGAAACAACAAUUGAGACAACCGAUGAUUUGACAACUGUAUUUUAUGAUACUACAACAGGAUUUGUAGAUGUAACAACAGAUGAUCCUAAUAAAUCUACAAUGCUACCAGGUAUAUGCCCUGAAGGUUUCUUUGGGAAUAUACCACAUCCAGAACUAUGCAAUUCUUUCUACAUGUGUACCGGUGGUAUUGCUAUAAAAUUGUUUUGCAGCAAUGGUUUUGAAUUCGAUGAAAAACUUGCACAUUGUGUCCCAAUAAGUGAAAAUGGAUGUACUGCUUCAAAGGGACAACAGACAACAGAGUCUUACACUGAAGAUUAUACGAACACGUUGGCUACUAGUGAAAAUACCCUUUCAACUAAUUAUGAUAUCUUAACUACUCCCUCGGAUAUCGACACAGAGAUAUCUUCUUCUACUGUUUCUAAUGAACCAACCAGUACAAUCGAUGAGGAAAGUACAACUGACGCACUCCAAACGUCCACGGAAGAAACAACAAAAUUGACAGAACUUCCAAUAGUAUCAACUUCAGAGAAUACAUUUGAAACAACAGGCACAUUCAAAACAACCGAAGACUUCACUCAAUAUACGGAAUCAGAAACAACUUUAAAAAUAGAUUCAACAAUACAAGAUACUACAUCUAUAAAAUCUACAGUUUCCGAAGAAUCAAUAUCCACUCAGAAUACUGAUAAACCAUCAACUGAUUUCAAUGAUUUCACGACUACGAAAAUCCCCGUAGAAUUCAGUACUACUCCAGAUUUAUUAGAUGUAACAACAAUACCAGCAAGUGUAAAAACAGAUGGUACUUCAACAAUUUCGUCAACAGAUAUUACAAACGACUACGAAGUAACAACUGAACAAAAUGCGCUGUGUCCCGACGGAUUUUUUGGCAAUAUUCCACAUCCUGUGUAUUGCAACUCCUUCUAUUUAUGUACAGGAGGUAUCGCUGUGCAACUAUUUUGUCGUGAUGGGUAUGAAUACAACGAAAUCAUAGCUAACUGUGUUCCAAUUUCUGAAAAUGGAUGCACCGCUUCAAGAGGUACUACUACAAGUUUACAUACGGAAUCUACCCAGUAUACAAUAUCUGAUGAAACGAAAGUAACAGAAAAUGCACAAUCUACAGAGACAACAUAUGAAACUACGAGUGAAAUCAUUGAAACAACAUCAAACGAACAAGCUACAAAAUCUACAAGCAUUGUUACUGAUUCGGAACAAAAUGAAUUAACAACGAAAGAUUUUGGAACAACUAUGAGUGAAGUAAAAGAUACCACAGAAUAUAAAAAAACAACAUCAAAUGAAAUAACAUCAACAGUAGAGUCGAUUACUGAAACUACUCUGUUAACGAACGAACCGCAAACUACUUCUGAAAGAUAUACAACGGAAACAGAAAUUACAACGAUCCAAGAUACACAAACAACCAUAGAUAAUGGUCAAUCUACAACAAUGAAUUCGGAAGUAACAACUGAAUCUGCAACAACUAAACCGACCACUGUAGAUACAAGCACACUAUCAACUUCGGAGUUUGUAACAGAUAUAACUCAGUCGUCAGUUACGGAUCCGACAGAGGUCACAACAGUCACCACAUCUACAACACAAACGCCUAGUGUUUGUCCACCGGGUGUAUUUGGAAAUGUGCCACAUCCUACUCUAUGUGAUUCAUUUUAUUUAUGUACAGGCGGUAUCCCUAUACAAUUAUUCUGUAGUAGUGGAUUUGAAUUUAGUCCUGAAAUAGGUUCAUGCGUACCUAUUUCUGAAAACGGGUGCACAGCAUUAAGAGGAACAACAACGACUGAAAUUAAUACGGAAUAUGAAUCUACUACAUCGAAUUCAAACCAAGAUGUAACACAAACAUCUCAGUAUAGUGAGACAACUUCAGAAAGAGAUGAAACUGAAUACACAUCUAAGACAACUGACAUCACUAACGGUGAUAAAGAUAGUACCAAUCCGGUUACAAAAGACCCGCACACUACUUACAAAACAACUGAGGAUCAAACUACUACUGACAAAUAUUUAACAACGCAAGAUAAUUCUGAUAGUGACUCGACUGAUGACUUAACAAGUUCGUCUACAUCUUCUACUACUGAUGGAAUGACAACUGAAAGUGACUCAGGACAGACUGAGCAACACAUAUCUACUGUAGGAUUAGACACAACAGUGAGCCCUGAUUCAACAACAUCUGAAACUGUCACUGAGUCAACUGGUUCAUCAAUUUCACCUACUGAACUGUCUACUUCUGAUUCAACACUUGACAGUUCAUCGUCAAGUACAGUUAAUGCACAAACGACAACAAAUAAUGAUGUAACUCCUAAUGAAGAAACGACAUUCCAAACAGAAACUACAAGUGAAAACGAAUCAACAAUUAACCCCACACAGACUAUAGAUUAUAGUGACACGUCAACAGAAACUACAAAAUACGCGGAAGUAACAACAGAAAAGACUACAAUUGAAGAAGAGGAAACGACAACAAUCUUGUCACAAACUACAGAUGAAAGUCAAAUGUCUAGUGAAACAGGACUGUACACAACUCCAACAACUAGUAUCAGCUCUACAACAAACCAGAAUACUGAAACUACAACAGCGGCUCCAAUCUGUCCACCGGGAGUGUUCGGGAAUGUUCCCCAUCCUACUAUAUGCGAUUCAUUUUACUUCUGCACAGGAGGAGUCCCAAUACAACUAUUCUGUAGUUAUGGAUUCGAAUUCGAUCCUGACUUUGGGCACUGUGUUCCGGUUUCUGAUAGUGGGUGUACAGCAAUGAGAGGUACGACAACUAAUCUUAAUGACCACUCGACAACUAUCAAUGACGAAUAUACUCAAUCCACAACGCAAAUUAGUUCAAGUAGCCCUGAAGGGAUUGCAAGUACUACAUCCAAUACUGAAUUUACGAGUGAAGCGUAUGAAUCGAAACCUACUACUGAACAAAGCAUUACUUCAGAAGGAGGUACAUCAGUGAAUACUGAUUCGACAGUAUCUAAUAUUGUGACAACUGAUAUCUUGCAAUCAAGUACAAUCAGUUUACAAACAACAAAUAACGAAGUAACUCCUAAUGAAGAAACGACAUUCCAAACAGAGACUACAAGAGAUGAUUCAACAACAAAACUCUCUACUACAGACGACUCUGAGUCAUCAGCAGAGACUACCAAACACUCAGAAGCACCAACAGAAGAGACUACAAUUGUAGAAGAGGAAUCAACGACAAACUUCUCACAAUCUACAGAUGAUAAUCAAAUAUCUAGUGAAACAGGACUGUAUACGACUCCAACAACUAGUAUCGGCUCUACAACAGUCCAGAAUACUGAAACUACAACAGCAGCUCCAAUCUGUCCACCGGGAGUGUUCGGAAACGUUCCUCAUCCAACUCUCUGUAAUUCAUUUUACUUCUGCACAGGAGGAGUUCCUAUACAACUAUUCUGUAGCAAUGGAUUUGAAUUCGACCCUGAGUUGGGACACUGCGUUCCACUUUCCGAUAGUGGGUGCACAGCAAUGAGAGGUACGACAACUAAUUUUAAUGACCAAUCAACAACUAUUAAUGUAGAUUCUACUCAAUCUACAACAGAAACUAGUUCUGUCAACACUGAGGGAAUUUUGAGUACAUCAAGCAUUGAAUUAACAACUAAAAAUGAAGAACCAACUACUGAACAAAGUAGUAAUUCAGAAGACGCAGUAAUUACAGAUUCGACAAUAUCUGAUUUUGUUACCGAACCAUCUUUAACAACUUCUACAGCGUCUUCCAAUUCUGAUUUUGUGACAACUGACAGCUUGCAAACCAGUACGAUCAUUUUGGAAACAACAAAUACCGAUUUAACUCCAAAUGAAGAGACGACAAUUCAAACACAGACUACAACUGAAGAUAAGUCGACAAACCAGAUUACAGACGACAGUGGAAUAUCAACAGAGGCAACAAAACCCACAGAUACAUCUACAACAUUUACAACAGAUGGAAUAUAUUCUACAACAAUUGCUGGAAGUACGGAAACUACAUCGGAGGCUCCAAUCUGUCCUCCAGGAGUGUUCGGAAAUAUACCGCAUCCAACACUUUGUGAUUCAUUUUAUUUAUGCGCGGGCGGAGUUCCGAUUCAACUGUUUUGUAGCUAUGGAUUCGAAUUCGACGCUGCCGUUGGUCACUGUGUACCAGUUACUGACAGUGGUUGUACAGCAAAGAGAGCUACAACAACUAGUAUUAAUGGCGAGUCGACAACCGUAAACGAAGAUUACACAAAGUUUACAACUGUAAAUGACGAUGCGAUGUCUACUACAUUAAGUUCUGGAAUAACAACCGUAUCAGAUGACUUAGCACAAACUACUCAGCAAAAUGUUACCACUUCAGAUAGCGAGACAUCAGUAGACUCUGAUUACACAAUAUCUGAAGUAACUACUAUUAAAGACACAACGGAUGUAUUAUCAUCAACUACACUACAACCAACUACAUCUAGUGAAGUCUCAACAACAGAUAAUUCACUCAAUACAGAAGACAAAACAACAUCUACAGAUAACACACAAUCUGUAGAUACAACUACAGAUGUAUCUUCAACUUCUGAUGAUAAAUUCAGCUCUGAAGGGCAAACUAUUACCUCCGAAGAGGUUCGAACUACAAUAAGGAUAACUGAAACAACACCGGCUCCAAUCUGUCCACCGGGAGUGUUCGGGAAUAUUCCGCAUCCGACUCUCUGUCAUUCAUUUUACUUCUGCACAGGAGGAAUUCCUAUACAACUAUUUUGUAGUAACGGAUUUGAAUUCGAUCCUACCUUUGCUCAAUGCGUAGUAAUUUCUGAUAGUGGCUGCACAGCAAUGAGAGGUUUGACAACGACUAGUUCUUAUGACGAAUUGACGACCAUAGAUAAUGAAUAUAGUGUAUCUACUAUUGAAACUAGUGCGACAAACGCAGAGGCAACACCGAGCCCCGGUUUCACCUCCGAAGUCGAUAUCGAUCAAACGACUAAGCAAGGUUCGGAAGGAGAAACAAUAGUUAAUGAUGCCACAACAUCAGAAAUUGUCACGAAACCAUCAGGUUCACUAACAUCUACGGCAUCCUCGUCUAAUGAUGUAACGAUAGAUGAUAGUUUACAAUCAACUACAGUUAUUUUACAAACGACUACAAAUAACGAUGUAUCUGAAGAUACAACGUUACAACCAAAGACUACAAACAGAGAAGAAGAAUCAACAACAAUUGUCACACAAACACGGGAUGAUGGUGGAUCAACAGAAACUCCUAAUGGUAUAUCUACAACUGAAACUUCACAAUCAACUACAGUAAAUUUACAAACAACAACAAAUGACGAAAUAACUCCUAAUGAAACUACAUUCCAAACAGAGACGAGUAGAGAAGUAUCAACAACGAUCGACACACAGACAACAGGCGAUGGUGAUACAUCAGCAGAGACUGAUGAUAGCUCACAACCGAGUACAGUUAAUUUACCAACGACAACAAUCAGUGAUACCCCUAAUGAAACAACAUUCCAAACAAAGACUACAGGUGAAGUUAAUGAGUUAACGACUAACUCCCAGACUACCGACGAUAGUGAAACGUCAGAGACAACAAAAUUUACAGAUACAGAUGUGCACACAACUCCUACAAACGAAAUCAGCUCUACGGUUAGGAGUACUGAAACCACAUCUGAGGCUCCAAUCUGUCCUCCGGGAGUGUUUGGGAAUAUUCCCCAUCCAACUCUAUGUGAUUCAUUUUACUUAUGCGCGGGCGGAGUUCCAAUACAACUGUUCUGUAGUAAUGGAUUCGAAUUUGAUCCUGGAUUUGCACAUUGCGUUCCGAUUUCCGACAGUGGCUGCACAGCAUCAAGAGGUUCCACCACAACUUUUAAGUACGAUUCGACUACUGCCGAAGAAGUGUCUAAACCCGAUGCGAGUUCAACAACUGAUAUAGUUGAUUUAGAUCAAACUACCAAGCUACUAAAUACAAAUCCAGAAGACAUCAUCAUACAAACAGAUACUACGAAUUUUGAGACAUCAGCGACUUCUGAUUAUACGAAUUCAGAAAGUAGUUCAGAAGACAUCCAAAAAUCAACUGAGAAUCUACUAACCACGAUCGUUAAUUCUCAAACUGAUGCAAUAGACACAACAAAACAAUCUGAAUCAACAAAUUCCCCAACGACACCUCACAAUGUUGGAACAGUUGAUAUCACAGCUAUUGAAGAAACAACAUUAAACGUCUUGUCUACAUCUCAAGCUGUGACUACUAGUGAAGACGAAUCUACAACAGACAAUUCUCCGACCUCAGAAAAUAGUCAAACGGAUUCUCAAGUCACAGACACGUCUUCAGAAACUGAAUAUUCUACUAAUGGAUUAACCUCAGAAGAUCUAAACGCUACUGAAGAGGUUCAUACAACAGUAGGUGUAGAAACAACAACACAAGCUGUUAUCUGUCCACCAGGUGCGUUCGGGAAUGUUCCGCACCCAACUCAAUGCGAUGCUUUCUACUUGUGUACAGGCGGUCUUCCUAUAAAAUUGUAUUGUAGUAACGGAUUCGAAUUUGAUGUUGCUGUCGGUAAUUGUGUCCCGAUAUCUGAUAGCGGAUGCACUGCAAUGAAAGGGUCAUCUACAACCAGUUCAACGAGUGUUUCUUCUGAGCAAGAUUUAACAACAAACCGAGAAGAAACAUCUACUAAUAAAGACGUUACAACAGAAGCAACAGAAUUAUUUACAGAAACAACAUUAACUAGUUUUAUAAUUUCCGAACAAACUACAAUUAAAAUUCCAACGACUGAAGAUGAUAAAACCACAAAAGAAAUAAAUCCUUCAACAAAAGAAGUAACGGAAUUAGAUACUACAAUAGUUAAUACAACCCCUGCUAAUUCUGAAGAAAAUUCUUCAGAACAAACGUCCAGUGAUUCAGAAAUCGAUAGAAUAACAACUGAAAAUAGCGAAACAACACAAAGGAUAGAUGCAACAACUGUUGCGCCAAUUUGUCCUCCGGGUAAAUUUGGAAAUGCACCACAUCCAGAACAAUGUGAUUCAUUCUACAUGUGCGCUGGCGGGAUUGCAAUCCAACUCUACUGUAGUACAGGAUUUGAAUUCGACAAACAUGUGGAGCAAUGUGUGCCAAUAUCAGAUAACGGUUGUACGGCUCUAAAAGCGGGAACUACACCCGUGUCCGAGGAUAAAUCAGAAAAAUAUCCAACAACUAUACAAGAUACAACAUCUAGCGGAUUCGAAACAACAAAACCAAAACUAACUACGAAAGACAUAGAUGAAAGUCUAGAUAUAUCUACAACUGGGAGUACUGUAAAAUUAGAAACGACGACAGAAGCGGUGAUAUGUCCGCCAGGUUACUUCGGCAAUGUACCGCAUCCGACGCAAUGCAAUUCAUUCUACAUGUGUACUGGAGGUUUCCCAUUACAUCUGUAUUGUAGUGCCGGCUUCGAAUUUGAUCCCAAUGCUUCACAAUGUGUCGCAAUAUCUGACUACGGAUGUACAGCAAAGGGACAAUAAAAUACAUAUGUAUGAAAAGUGGACAACAGUAUUAAAACAAAGGCUGUGUUUUAUUUAUUUUAUUAUAUCCGCCUGCUUUAUAUUUUAUACAAUGAGGCUAAAAGCCUUCUGGACACGGGAAAAGUGACGAAAUGCAAGUAGAAUUGUAAACGCAUUGGGAGUCGCUAAACAAUAAAGACCGUACCGA
Molecule: messenger RNA, 7874 nt
Organism: Papilio polytes (common Mormon)
Lineage: Eukaryota; Metazoa; Arthropoda; Insecta; Lepidoptera; Papilionidae
Product: serine-rich adhesin for platelets-like
Exons: 22
Coding region: 353-7687 (2444 amino acids)
Cellular component (GO): extracellular region
Molecular function (GO): chitin binding
Source: RefSeq, a predicted model, not a curated record